Bombyx mandarina (wild silkworm) is the source of this 1476-nucleotide messenger RNA. RefSeq names its product retinol-binding protein pinta-like. The record is from RefSeq and is a predicted model, not a curated record. Lineage: Eukaryota; Metazoa; Arthropoda; Insecta; Lepidoptera; Bombycidae.
UCUGUAGACCUAUUUGUGAUUUAAAAUUUGUUAUCAAAUUAAAGUUUUGUACAAUAGGUAGGUACCUACCUAAUUUAAAUGUGUAUCUCAUUUAAAUAUUAAAUACAGAUUAGUUUAUGCAAAUGUGAUAUAGCGUGGUUCGAUUACAUAAGGAUAAUUAAUGAAAAUCUGAUUGAAAGUUGAAACAGCACACAAAAUAUUUUUCUAAUGGAGAUACGUCCUUUGUCAGAUGCUCUUCGUAAGAGAGCGAGAGAAGAGAUUAAUGAGAAUCCAGAAACACUAGUUUCGAAUUUCAAUGAACUGAGAGAGUGGCUAAACGAACACCCCCAACUAAAAUCAGAAAUAAUCUCUGACCAAUGGUUGGUCGCUUUCCUUCGCGGCAGCAAACAUAAUUUGGAAAAAUGCAAAUCAAAAAUAGAAAGGUACUACACUUUGAGCACUGCUGCACCAGAACUUUAUGCAAACAGAGAUCCUUUGGAUCCGCAAAUACAGGAAUUGUUAAAAUUAGGUUUGUUUCUGCCGCUGAAGAAAUGCGCAAGUGAAGAUUCACCUCGAAUAGUGUUAGUGCGAAUGGGUGAGCUAAAUAAAGUGCACGGAAGGUUGUCUGAUAUUUGUAAAAUCGGAUUUAUGAUAGCUGAGAUACUGUUACUCGAAGAUGAUAAUUUUACUAUAUGUGGCGAGGAACUUGUCUCCGACCUAAAGGAUACGGGCUUCGGUUUGAUAAGACAAUGGACACCCGCAUACGCCAGAAAGCUAUUUAUGUGUUUUGAAAAUGCGCUAACUAUCCGUAUGACCAGAAUUAACGUGCUAAACGCUCCUAUUGGAAUGAAAACAGCAGUCGCAAUUUUCAAAUUAUUUUUAAAGGAAAAAUUGAAGAAAAGGAUAUACGUAUACAACGAGGACUAUGAAGAGAUGUUUAAAUACAUACCGAAAUCAUUGCUGCCGAAAGAAUACGGAGGCACUGAAGGCACCUUACAAGAUUUGACAGAUCAUUGGAAGAACAAAGUGGAAAGUUACCGGUCUUGGUAUUUGCGAGAGAAUCUAAAAGAUUGAUGAGAUAGAACAUACAAAGCCAUCUUCAGAAAACCUAUCGUUUGAAAUCUUUCCUGAAUACUUAUUGAAAUUUUGUGGUGAUAAAUAAAGUGAAGAAAUAACAAUUUUUAUUCAUUUAGUUUUCUAACAUUCCAUUUUGGUACGAAUAAGAUAUUAUAUAUAAACGUAAAUUACCUAACUAUAAAUUUAUGGAAGGCGCUUUUUAGUUCUGGGCUCUAAAGUCUUCAUCUACAUUCCUGGCCUAGUAUCCUUUCAUGUUUCUUUGUUUUCACGGCAUUGUGUCUUUUUUGCUGACUUGUUCCUCUUCAUCGGUGGGUUGUCUUGCACCCUUACAUUACUUGGGGGAAGGGGAAGGGUGAACAACUCAUUUCUGACCUUUUUUUUCCCUACCUAUGCUGAUAGCCUUGAGAGGCUAUUUCAGCU